Messenger RNA from Ambispora gerdemannii, 804 nucleotides. The record is from the annotation of a GenBank genome assembly. NCBI's taxonomy places the organism in Eukaryota, Fungi, Glomeromycota, Glomeromycetes, Archaeosporales, Ambisporaceae.
UUAUCGAGUGAACUGGAUGACUCGGAGAGCUUUUCUAGUAAUAUAUCAAUAACCGAUAAAGAAAAUUCAGAUUAUGAUAUCGAUGAAAGUAAUAUUCACAUUGAUUUUGGUAACGACCAAUGUGUAAUUACAGAAGUAAUUGAUGGCAAACUCAAAAAAUAUUCCAAUCUUACAUUUCGGUCAAUAAAGCAAAUGAUGGGUAUUUGGGAGUUGGACUUUGAUAUGGUUGAUGGGAUUUUGAAACAAAGGAGUGAUUAUGCUUAUGCCUUGCAAUUUCUUGGCGUAUGCUCAAGUCAUUUUAACUUUGAUCAGGACGGACUACAUACGAGAGGAUCAAAAAGCAACAUUUCUAUCGGAAAAAGCAUAAUUCACAAGAGAAGGUGUUUAUUUUGUUAUAAUGAAUGUUAUUAUUUCAGUAGAGGUGGCAGAUGCUCAUUUCAUUCAUGGUCAGUCAUGGAACGUAAUGUAUAUAAUCCAUGUUGUGGUGUAAAAAAGGAGGGAGGACAUUUCUUUAAACGAAGAGGAAAAGGUGCUAAGUUAUAUAACUGCAAUGAUGAACACACCAAUGACAAGGCAAAAUCAUUGGAACUUUUGGAUCAUUACUUACGAAAAAAAGAACUUUUAAAAGAUAAUAAUGAGAUUACUGAAGAACAUGAGAAAACUCACAAGACUCCAGAUCCGUCCAGCUACUUGGUCAUCAAAAUUGCAUUACGGUUGAAAAAAGUGUGCAUUAAAGAUGAUGACUUCACUAUCACAAAGCUUGUACAAAAAUAUCCUAGAAAGUUUGGGGAAGCAUUGACACGU